AUGGAGUGGUUCACGAUGGAGAACCCCUUCGUCCAGAAGCAGAACAUGACCCUGGCGCGCGGCGCCUUCCGUCAGCAGCAACUCAGCAUCCAGACCGACGCCGUCGUCACCUGGUUGAACCAGCUCUUCCCGGCGCGCAACAUCCGCAACAGCGACGCGGCCCUGCUCGAGGCGCUCAAGGACGGCUCGCUGCUGUGCGAGCUCCUGGCCAAGAUCGCGCCCGAGACCGGGGUCAAGGUGACCACCUCGGGCAAGGCCGACUUCAUCCGCCUGGAGAACGUGGGCGCCUACCUGCACAUCUAUGCAGAUCUGCAGCAAUCUCAUCUCUGCACCAUCACCAUCGUCGUUGGUGAAGAUUAG
Messenger RNA from Acanthamoeba castellanii str. Neff, 360 nucleotides. RefSeq lists its product as uncharacterized. The transcript is spliced from 2 exons. Bases 1 to 360 code for a protein of 119 amino acids. Gene Ontology annotation, molecular function: protein binding. NCBI's taxonomy places the organism in Eukaryota, Discosea, Longamoebia, Acanthamoebidae. The record is from RefSeq and is a predicted model, not a curated record.